Messenger RNA from Neohortaea acidophila, 387 nucleotides. RefSeq lists its product as uncharacterized. The transcript is spliced from 2 exons. The record is from RefSeq and is a predicted model, not a curated record. Lineage: Eukaryota; Fungi; Ascomycota; Dothideomycetes; Mycosphaerellales; Teratosphaeriaceae. The coding region runs from base 1 to 387 and encodes 128 amino acids.
AUGGCCGGCGGCACGUGGACCGAUACGGCGGAUCGCCAGCUACUGCUUACCAUCAUCCACCUCGCGGCGCCCAAACUGCCCGAAUGGAACCAAGUGGCCGUGAGUAUGGGCGAAGGAUUCACGGCCGAGGCAGUGCGUCAACACUUCCAGAAACUGCGCAAGGAGGCCAAGGCGGCGCUGGGAGAUGUCACUACGCUCUCGCCUGCCAAAGCUCCCAAGGGAACUCCCCGCAAGGCAGGCAAGAAUCCGACGCCGAAGAAGAGUGGGGGGAAGCGUAAGGCGGAGGAGGCGGAGUUGAACGGGCACGAUGAGGCGGAUGAUGAGGAGAGCCCGAGCAAGCAGGCGGCGAUGAAGAAGGCCAGGCACGAGAUCGACGAGACGGACUGA